This is a messenger RNA of Hyla sarda, 1492 nucleotides long. RefSeq names its product transmembrane 4 L6 family member 1-like. Lineage: Eukaryota; Metazoa; Chordata; Amphibia; Anura; Hylidae. Gene Ontology annotation, cellular component: membrane. The record is from RefSeq and is a predicted model, not a curated record. Bases 650 to 1240 code for a protein of 196 amino acids. The transcript is spliced from 6 exons.
UUUACUCUAAGUUCGCUCAACUCUAUUUACUUUAAUACAUUUAUUCUAGGAUUUAUAGUUUUUUUUUCUUCUUUAGGUUGUAUUCACACUUACAGUAUCCUGCGAUUCGAUGCCGUGCUCAGUCAUUUAGUUUACAUUAAAAUCUGCCACAUAAAAUCUGCAGCUUCAAAUCCUGCGCCUCAAAUAUGCGCAGGAUACUGUACGUGUGAAUACACCCUAAAUAUAUAAAAAAUAAAUAAAUGAAUAUAAAUAAAUAAAUCCUAGAAUAUAGCUAUAUACUAUAUGACUAUCUGUAGUAUAUCUUUACUUACCUCCCGUUUUAAACCUGUAUUUGUUCGGGGAAUCUUGCGCUUAUUCAUAAAAAUAAAUGACAUCAUCGCGGUUGAUCGAUACAGACGAGGAACACUAACCGGGAGAACACUGCUACAUUCACCGCGAAGAAAAUCAAUACUCGCUUAUUUGUCAAACCUGCAACCUGCCGGGGGAGUUCAGGGUCCUUCCAAAUUCUUCUCAGGCAGAUCAUCAAUGUUUGCCUAAACCUGCUUUGCUUUCUGUGUACCUGGUAGCAGAGUCAUACUAUCAUACUACUCCUUUUGGUGAAAGUCAUCUCGCUUCGUUCUCCGGCAGCGUCCAGGUUACCAGCCCAACCAUGUGCACGGGGAAAUGUGCAAAGAUUAUUGGGAAAGCCUUAUUCCCAUUGGGUACCUGCGCUAUCGUUGCAAAUCUUCUCCUGUACUUCCCAAAUGGUCAAAUUCUAGAAGUGGAACAGAUUACAGAUUUUGUCUGGUUUUUCCAUGGAAUCGUUGGGGCUGGAUUAUUGGCUUUCCUACCAGCAUUUAUGAUGCUUGGAGCAGGUGGAGAUGGAUGCUGUGCGAACAGAUGCGGGAUGUUGCUGACUGUCAUCCUGUCUGCACUGGGCACCAUCGGAGGAGCGUACUGCGUGGUCAUCUCUGCCAUGGGUUUGGUUCGUGGACCUCUGUGUGACACAGGAGAUGGCGAAUACAUCUACCCCUUCCGGAAUGAUACAGAAGAGGAGAAUUACCUCUUUCACCACGAGACCUGGAGCACGUGUAAAGCACCUGAGAAUGUGGUGCUGUGGAACGUCGUCUUAUUCUCCAUCCUCCUGGCAAUCGGCGCCAUCGAAGCGGUCCUGUGCCUUAUUCAGGUCAUCAAUGGUGCCAUCGGGGUGAUCUGUGGCACGUGCCUGAAGAAAAGAAGAGUCAGCGCUACUGCAGCGUGAAUAUGAAGAUACACCGGAAGCAGCAAUAAAAACGGGAGAUGUGCAGACCCAGAAAAACUCCAGUCACUAAUGAAGAGAACAUGGUAGAAAUGUAGCAGAGCUGGAUCAGUGAAUGCAGUAGAGAAGCUGUUGUCAUAUAGGUAAUCUCAUUGUGAUAUCAUGAUGUGUUACCUGUGGUUAUCCUGCAGGUAUGUACUGACUUAUCACCAAAGGGAUUGUGUCCGGUCUUAUGUAAAUAAAGUGAUACAUUUA